Messenger RNA from Gilbertella persicaria, 1483 nucleotides. RefSeq lists its product as uncharacterized. The transcript has a single exon. NCBI's taxonomy places the organism in Eukaryota, Fungi, Mucoromycota, Mucoromycetes, Mucorales, Choanephoraceae. The record is from RefSeq and is a predicted model, not a curated record. Bases 45 to 1268 code for a protein of 407 amino acids.
AUUCUCUUUUUGUUUUUGUUUCAGUAUUUGUUUGAUCGUUUAUUAUGGCGACUUCAGAUAGUGUGUCUGAUAAAAAAAAGAAUGAGAGAAAGCCGCCCACCGCUCAAAGUGAGAUAUCUAUCACUUCAAUACCGCAAAUUGUCUUAACUGAACCUGCACAAAAUACUUCGCAGCUAAGUACGAUUGAGGAUGACAAGACUGACGUUGCAGCUUCGCCUUAUACCCUAUCGCCACCUUCACCAAAUAAACAACAGCAAAGUGCGAUACCACCGCCUACACCUUUGCCACUCACAAAGGACUUAUUGCAAAGAAAAAACAAACUCGAUCGUCUUUUAUUACAAAAGGAGAGACUAAAGCGUCUUCAGCAGAAACCUUCAACCGAUUUCUAUUCAGCAAACAGUGCCGUAGACGAGAGAGUCACUGCAGGCUUGGGUAUAACAACACCUAAUAAUCCUAGCCGAAAUGUUCCCGAAAAAUCCAGCACGGCAUUCAGUCCUAUAGCAAGUGAAUGGAGCUAUGAUUUAGAUGUAUUCAAGUCUACUAUCUCUGGUUCAUCAAAAGGAGGUAGAGAAAAACGCCAGCAGCCCAUCAAAACAAUCACAGGUACUUCAGUUAGUGGAUCUUCGAUACAUAACAGUGCGUCUGUGCGUGCUUACAGUGCCAAUCAUCGCUAUAUGGAUCGCAAUAAUCAACAAUAUCAUCGAGCACAGCAUUUCGAACGACCAGAGCAAUCGAUACAGAAGAGCGAUGCUAAAAGUAAAUAUUAUUUAUUAGACAUACUAUAUCAAGCAGCCAACAGAGUUGUCAAUUCAAGAGCACCCGAAUCUGAACAAGUAUCCAAUAAUGAAGUAUUCGAUUUCAAAUCACAAGAAGAACAGCCUCAUUCGCCAGCUGUCAUGGAUAUAGCUUCUGCUGCUGCUACUGCUGCUGCUGCUGCUGCUGAAACAAACGAAAAAAUCAUAGAAUCAACUUCGCCUGAAGUCAAUGCAAAUUCAGCUUGUUCUUUAAAACAGAGCAGCAAGAAUAGAUAUUCAUGGCUUUCUUUUGCUUCGAGUCUGGAUGAAAAGUCCGAGUUUGAUCAGGAUUCUAUCGUAUUGGAAAAGAAACCAACCAACAAAACAACAGAAGAAACACCUAUACCUUCACAUAAUAUACCUUCAUCCCUUAAUUAUACCAUACCUAAUCCUCUUCAAGGUCAUUCACUGUGUCUAUUUGGGCCAAGAAAUCCUUUUCGUAUAUUUGUUUGGAGCCUUAUCCGAAAAAGGUAAAUAACACCAAAAAUAACUAUAAAAUUAUUAACCAUAAACCCAGAUAUGUGGAAACCUUUAUCCUUUUUCUUAUGAUCAUUCAUUGGUUUCUACUUGCUUGUGUACCAAUUACUUCAAGCGAACAAAAGAAUAUAUUUAGUGGACAAUGGACUCAUUAUCCAAUUCUUUUUAUACAAAUUAUUUAUAGGUAAAUAUACAGAUUUAUGAAACAAAAC